UAGAAUGGAUACUUGGAAGACAUUUUGGGGGAUCAUCUUCCUUGCGGCAAGUUUUGGCGUCAAGUCACAGAGAAUUGUCUGCAGGGAGGCCACUGUGGGAGAUGUCGUGUUUCUGGUGGACACCAGCAUCAACCCCCAGGACAACCGCAGUGUGCGGGGCUUCUUGUACAUGAUGGUCAAUGGCUUCAAGGUCAGCCGAGAGGCCGUCCGCGUGGGGCUGGCCCAGUAUGGCGAAGAGCCCCGGUCCGAGUUCCUCCUUUCCACCUACCAACGCAAAGGCGAAGUGCUGAGACACAUCCAGAGGUUUCCAUUUAAGCCUGGGGGCCACAAGUUGGGCCUGGCCCUGCAGUUCCUCCUGGAUCAUCACUUCCAGGAGACAGCGGGGAGCCGCGCGAGCCAGGGCGUGCCCCAGGUUGCCCUGGUGCUCAGCACAGGCCAGCCGGAGGACCACGCGUGGGAUCAAGCCGAGGCCUUUAGGAGGGCGGGCAUCCUCCUCUAUGUGGUGGGUGUCAGAGACGCGGGAUCCGCGGAGCUCGGGGAGAUUGCAAGUCGCCCUGCCGAGAAAUUUGUCUCCAUUGUUCCCAGCCUCUCUGGUCUGGGCAGCCUGGCCCCGAAGCUGAGGCAGGAACUCUGUAAUACUUUGGUAAAUGCAGCUCCAGCUGUUGGCCAUGUCUCUCCAGCUUGCGGAGAAGCAGUCCUGGCCGACAUUGUCUUCCUAGUAGACAGCUCGACCAGCAUCGGGCCCCAGAACUUUCAGAAAGUGAAGAACUUCCUUCACUCUGUAGUCUUGGGGCUUGACAUCAGCAGUGACCAGGUUCGAGUGGGACUUGCUCAGUAUAAUGACAACAUCUACCCAGCCUUUCAGCUGAACCAGUAUCCUCUGAAGAGUGUGGUCCUGGAGCAGAUCCGGAAUCUGCCCUACCAGACGGGAGGCACAAACACAGGGAGUGCCCUGGAGUUCAUCAGGACCAACUACUUGACUGAGGUGGCUGGCAGCCGGGCCAAGGACAGGGUUCCCCAGAUAGUUAUCCUGGUCACAGAUGGGGAAUCAAACGAUGAAGUCCAGGAGGCAGCUGACCGGUUGAAAGAAGAUGGGGUUGUUGUGUACGUGGUCGGGGUCAACGUCCAGGAUGUCCAGGAGUUGCAAAAGAUAGCCAGUGAACCAUUUGAGAAGUUCCUCUUCAACACUGAAAACUUCAACAUCCUGCAGGAUUUCUCUGGAAGCAUUCUUCAGACUCUGUGCUCGGUGGUGGAGAGCAAGAUUAAAGAAUACACCCAGCCCUAUGCAGAUGUAGUCUUUCUCGCUGACACGUCACAGAACACAUCGUGGACCAGUUUCCAGUGGAUGCGGAAUUUCAUCUCCAGGGUGGUGGGCAUGCUGGAUGUUGGCAGGGACAAGUACCGGAUUGGGCUGGCUCAGUACGGUGGCCGAGGUCACACUGAAUUUUUGCUUAAUACCUACCAGACCCAGGAUGAGAUGACUGCUCACAUCCAUGAUCACUUUGUGCUCCGGGGAGGUCCCAGGAGAACGGGCAAAGCUCUGCGAUACCUUCAUCAGACCUUCUUCCAGGAGGCAGCAGGAAGCCGGUUUCUCCAGGGCAUUCCCCAGUAUGCAGUGGUCAUCACCUCAGGCAGAUCUGGAGAUGAGGUCGGGGAUGCAGCACAGACAUUGAGGGAGAAAGGCGUGAAAGUCAUGUCCGUGGGUGUCCAAGACUUUGACAGGAGAGAGCUGGAGGGGAUGGGGACCCCACCCCUUGUAUAUGAGAUGCAAGGACAAGAUGGUGUCAGACAGGUGACACAGGAUAUGAGCUCAGUGAUCCAAGGGACUGGGCAGCUCGAGUUCAACAGCGAGGCAGAGAAGGAGCCGAUAGCAGCGUGUCCGACUGCAGUCCCGGCUGACUUGGUAUUCCUCAUUGAGGAAUUUCCCAGGGACAGGCACUUGAAUUUCCAACAAGUUGUCAGUUUCUUAAAGACCACCACCCACUCUCUAAGAUUUCAUCCAGAGGUUGUGAGAAUUGGCUUGGUCUUCUACAGCGAGGAACCACAGCUUGAGUUUUCACUGGAUACAUUUCAGGAUCCAGCCAAGAUCUUGGAGCAUCUGAACAAAUUAACCUACAGGGGGAGAAGGGGAAAGACCAAGACCGGUGCUGCUUUGGAUUUCCUGAGGAAUGAGGUUUUCAUUCAGGAGAAGGGCAGCCGGUCCUCGCAAGGUGUACAGCAGGUAGCCGUGGUCAUCACAGAAAGCUCCUCCCAAGACAAAGUGUCCAAGCCCGCUUCUCUCCUCCGCAGGGCAGGGGUUACCAUCUAUGCAGUGGGUACCCAGAUUGCCUCAGAGAACUCAGAUCUGGAGAAGAUAGCGUCCCAUCCUCCUUGGAAGUAUGUCAUCUCCCUCGAAUCUUUUUUGCAACUCACCGUUGUGGGAAGCAAGAUUAAGAACCAACUCUGCCCUGAGAUUGUAGGCACCAGGGUUUCCAUUUCUGGGAUGGGCUCUGAGCUACAAGAAGGCUGUGUGCACAUCCAGAAGGCAGAUAUUUACUUCCUUAUUGACGGGUCCGGCAGCAUCAACCCAGAUGAUUUUCUCGAAAUGAAAGUGUUCAUGAAUGAGGUGAUAAAGAUGUUCCACGUGGGGCCUGACAGAGUACAGUUUGGAGUUGUUCAGUACUCAGAUGGUAUCGACACUCAGGUUAUCCUCAGCCAGCAUCCCAGCAGGGAAGGGCUGAAGGCUGCCAUCGAUGGCAUGCAGCAAGGAGGGGGCCCCAUGACCGGCCACGCCUUGGGCCAUAUGGUUCAGGUCUUUGCAGACACUGCUCGCAGCAACAUGCCUUGGUAUCUCAUCGUCAUAACCAACGGAAAAUCUAUGGAUCACGUAGCAGAGGCUGCAGAGGCAUUGAGGAGAGACAGAGUCACCAUUUAUGCCGUUGGAGUCAGGGAUGCUAACACUGCUGAGCUUCGGGAGAUGGCUGAGGACAGAAUGUUUUUCGUGCAUGAUUUUGAUUCCUUGAAGGCCAUCCAACAAGAAGUGGUACAGGACAUCUGCUCCUCAGAGACCUGUAAGAACAGGAAAGCUGACAUCAUCUUCCUGAUGGACGGUUCUGAGUCCAUCCCCCCGAAAGACUUUGAAAGGAUGAAGGGAUUCAUGAGGCGAAUGGUGAACCAAUCUAAUAUCAGUGCCGAUGAAAUUCGGAUCGGCCUUCUGCAGUUCAGCUCCAACCCGCAGGAAGAAUUCAGGCUCGGCCAGCACUCCUCCAAGGCGGACAUCCACAGGGCCAUCUCGAACGUUAAGCAAAUAAAUGAUGGCACCUACACCGGGAAAGCCCUGAACUUCACGCUGCCUUUUUUUGACAGUUCAAGAGGAGGGAGGCCCAGUGUUCAUCAGUAUUUGAUUGUAAUCACCGACGGGGUCUCCCAGGACAGUGUAGUCCUACCGGCCAAGGCCCUCAGGGACAGAAACAUCAUUAUCUUUGCCAUUGGGGUGGGAGGAGCCAGAAAGUCUCAGCUUUUGGAGAUCACUAAGGACCAGGGCAAAGUGUACUAUGAAGAAAAAUUUGAGUCCCUGCAAAACCUGGAGAAGGAGAUUCUGUACAAGAUCUGCAUUCCACAAGGAUGCCACAUAGAUUUGUCUGUAGGAAUUGAUGUGUCCACCCCCACGAGGCAAAUUCAGCAGUCGCUUGAAGAGUUACUGCCAGAGCUGAUGCAAGAGCUGGCCUUGCUUUCCAACAUCAGCUGUAGCCUUCCCGGUCAGACCAACGUGAUGUUCCGCUACGUGGUUCCUGGCUCAAGUGGCCAGCUCAUCUUUGACUCAGGUUUUGAAAAGUACAGUGAUGGGAGAAUUCAGAAGUUCUUGAUUCAGCAGGCUGCCAAUAGCAACCACAUGGAUGUGGAUUUUUUGCAGUCCCUGGGAGAUAGUGCUCUCCGUCUCUCUUCUGCUAAAGUGAAGAGGAUGGAAGCUGUGGUCAGGGCGGGGAGAGAACGCGGGCUGCAGCCGACGGAAGGAGAACCAAGAACCCGGGCAAGCACCUCGGGGGAGAAGCGCCCUGAGAGCCGUGGACUGAGCCCAGCCCGGGAGGAAAACGCGCCUGGAACGCGGCACUCCUCCCGCUCCCGGCGCGCACGCCCCGACCUCUCGCCUGGACUGUUGCGGGAGCCCCCCCCACCCGCACAGCGGUCAGAAGGGCCCAGAUGGAAUCUGUCUGGUGGUGCCCCUCGCCCGUCCCCUGCUCAGGGAUCCUGGUUUCACCUCGAGGAGAAAGGAAGCCCUGGUGAGGCCCCUCCGGGGCUGCACUGGGGGACCGCACCCCACCCUCGGGCUCCGACGGCCUCAGCCCACCGGGCUGUUCUGGGACGACACAGGCUUCUCCCGCCUCGUGGGCCGGGCUGGCUGUCCCUCUGCCUGGACGGCUCCUUCCUCACCUCCUUCAAGCCUGUGCUCCGAUGUCACUGCCCACAAGAGGCCUCCCGGGAGAAAGAGGUCCCCGAGGUCUUCCUGGACUCCGAGGUGAGGACGGAUGCCGGGGCAGGAGAGGACCCAAGCUCAUGGAUGCAUGGUGAUCGUGGAGUCCCAGGGUCAUCUGGAGAAAAAGGAAACAGGGGAAGUCGGGGCUUGCCUGGACCACCUGGACGACCUGGCGAGCAUGGAGAGCCUGGGAUGAGGGGAGAUUUUGGGGAUCCUGGAACUGAUAGUUUCACCCAAGGCCCCAAGGGGGAAAAAGGGAGGCGUGGACACCAGGGAAGUUCUAACAUUGAUGGACCUCACGGGGGAACUGGAAGUGUUGGCCCUCAGGGUCCAAGAGGAAGACAAGGUCUGCCAGGAUUGAAGGGUAUGCGUGGAGAAUCCGGCGAACAAGGUUACCCAGGAGAGCUUGGCCAUCCAGGCUCACAGGGACCAAGAGGAAGGCAAGGACCGCCAGGAACUUUGGGAGAAAAAGGCUCACCGGGUGCUCAGGGUAAUGCUGGGCUUCCAGGGCCAAAUGGUUCCAAAGGAAAAGACGGACCAAGAGGAAUGAAGGGAGAGCGUGGUGUUCCAGGAGAAAGAGGACCACUGGGUCAACAAGGACCAAGAGGGCAACCUGGUCUUUCUGGCCCAGAUGGAUAUGGACGUCCAGGAAGAAAAGGAACAAAGGGUGAACCUGGAUUUCCUGGCUACCCUGGUGCACAAGGAGAAGAUGGUGAUCCAGGCCCCCAAGGAGAAAAGGGGGCAAAAGGAAUCAGAGGGAAGAGGGGGAAUGCUGGACUUCCUGGGUUUGUUGGAACUCCAGGAGACCCAGGCCCUCCGGGACCAGUGGGCAUCAAGGGCCCCCAAGGUUUGGCAGAUAUGACGCCUUGCGAAAUCAUCCAUCUUGCUCGAGAAAACUGCCCUUGUUCAAUAGGUGUCUCCAGAUGCCCAGCGUUCCCAACUGACCUGGUGUUCGCCUUGGACACAUCAAAUGAUGUCUCCCAGCUGGAGUUUGAGAGGAUGAGAGACAUUGUUGUCUCUCUGUUGAUGAAGGUGGACAUAAGUGGGGGUAACUGCCCCACGGGGGCCCGGGUGGCCGUGGUCUCAUACAACAACAGAACAGACCACCUGGUUCGCUUCUCCGACUACCGGGGCAGGCCCGCGCUCCUGCGGGCACUCAGGGAGGCGGCCCUGGCAGCGCCCUCCGGCAGCAGGAGCCUCGGGGGCGCCAUGAGGUUUGUGGCAAGACACCUGUUCAAGCGCGUGCGCUCGGGCCUUCUGCUCAGGAAGGUGGCCGUGUUCUUCCAGGCGGGCUGGGCCCAGGAUGCCGACACCAUCAGCACCGCCACGCUGGAGCUCAGCGCCCUGGGCAUCACCUCUGCCGUCAUCACCUUCAUGGAGGGGCACAACCUCCCGGAGGCUCUGCUGAUGGAUGGAACCAACAGAUCUCACCUGUACGUCUGGGAGACGGAGAGCCAGCAGGAUGUGGAGCGCAUGGCCCGCUGCACGCUCUGCUAUGACCCGUGCCGCCCGGCUGUGGAGUGCGGGCGGGGCGCCCCCUGGCCCCUGGCGGUGGACAUGGAUGUGGCCUUCGUGGUGGACAGCUCCAGCGGCGUGGACGCAGACUUGUACCGCGCCGCCUUGACCCUUGUGGGCGCCACCCUGGAUGACCUGGAGGUGGCUGCGGAGCCCAGCACAUCCCCGCGUGGGGCGCGCGCGGCCCUGGUGACACACACGACUCCUGGCUUCUGGCCGCCCUCUGGCCACCCACCUGUGCGCGAGGACUUCCACCUGACCUCCUACAGCCGCCGGAUGCAGAUGCAGAAGCACGUCCGCGAGGCCGCAGGCCACCCGCUGCAGGGAGCCCCUGCCCUGGGCCAUGCUCUGGAGUGGACGCUGGAGAGGGUGCUCCUGGCAGCCCCGCUGCCCAGGAGGGUGCAGGUCCUCUUUGCCAUCGUGGCCAGUGAGACCAGCGGCUGGGACCGGGAGAAGCUAAGGACUCUGUCCCUGGAGGCCAAGUGCAAGGGCAUCACUCUGUUUGUGCUGGCCUGGGGCCAGGCUGUGGGGGCCCGCGAACUGGCUGAGCUGGCCCGCCUGGCCAGCGCCCCCUCUGAGCAGCACCUGCUACGACUGGAGGGGAUCUCGGACCCGGAGGUGGCAUACGCCCGGGGCUUCACGCGGGCCUUCCUGAACCUCCUAACAAGUGGAAGGAACCAGUACCCACCCCCAGAGCUCAUGGAAGAGUGUGGGGGCCCGAAUCGAGGGGAUAGCUCUGCGGCAGUCAGCUCUGCCUGUCAAGAGGUAGGCUGAGGGCCUGGCUGGGCUGGUCCCACAGCUCUGUCCCCUGCAGGACACUUUCUCUCUGGGGUCACAGGCAAUGCCAGUCCUCGACCUGAUUCACACCACUGGGGCUCAGAUGGUCCUGUGACUUCCAAUAUGGUUCGGUUUCUCUUUUCUUAGUUUUUAAUAUCAACGAGUAAUACGAGACCCCUGAAAAAAAUUCAGAGAGCACAGAAGUGGGUAAAAGCAAACAAUAACAAUUUUCUACCCGACCGCAUUCCCCAUCCUCUAGUCUCACGCCCAGAGGUAAAAUGGAUCACACUUCACAAAUUAUUAGUCUGAUGUUUGCGCACA
Vicugna pacos (alpaca) is the source of this 7066-nucleotide messenger RNA. NCBI's taxonomy places the organism in Eukaryota, Metazoa, Chordata, Mammalia, Artiodactyla, Camelidae. The record is from RefSeq and is a predicted model, not a curated record.